Molecule: messenger RNA, 1035 nt
Organism: Anneissia japonica
Lineage: Eukaryota; Metazoa; Echinodermata; Crinoidea; Comatulida; Comatulidae
Exons: 3
Coding region: 1-672 (223 amino acids)
Source: RefSeq, a predicted model, not a curated record
AUGCCAUAUGUGUGUACGUGGAAUUUUAUUCGUGUGAAAUUAUUGCAAUUAUUUAUUUCCAUAAUAGCAAUAUUCGUGAACCUAUCUCAGGGUAGCCCUAACAGGUGCUCGUCCAAUGGGGGCGGGAACAACGACACAAUACAAAUCCAACCAGUAGUGCGACGUACAAGGACAAUAAUUGAAUGCAAUAUCAUUCACGCUUAUAACAUCAUUUGGUAUCGUUUCAAUGAGACAAUACAAACAUCAAGCAUAUACAAACCACCGUGCAACGACUCCGGCAAUCCACAACUACGGGACGAAGGCCAACAACUAGUGAUCGUCUACGCAAGGUCAUGCCACACUGCCAUAUAUACCUGUGUCGCAAAUGACUCGGAUGUCGUUACCCAUUCGACAGACUUACGGGUCGUAGCUAACCCCGUUCAUAAGCCGAAUCUCUUCAACGAUUCGGAUUCUCGAACACCUAGAGUGGCGUUAGCGGAAGAUGUGGCGCUUACGUACCUCUUUGAUGAAGGUCAGGGCUCUAAACAGGAAGGAGUCAUGUUCCAGUGGUGGAUACAGACAGAGCAUGGUCUCGUGUUCUUGUCAAGUGAUUCCAGUCUACUGAACUUCACCACAUCCUCGUUUUAUACAAGUCAAAAGCAAUGGUUAGUUAAAAGGAGAGGGAGGUUAUAGUACCUAAUAAUUACAGGGCACCAAACGGUUGUUUGCUGCCCUAUGUGCCAAGAGGCAUAUGGGCAGAAGUAAGUAAGUAAGCCGGUUGUUUGUUGAUACCAAAAUAGUGAUGAGGAUGAGGAUGAUGAUAGUGAUGCUGAUGGUGACGAUGAUUAUUCUGAAGAUAACAAUUAUGAAGAAUAUAAAGAUGAUGGUCACUAGGGUGAUGAUGAAAAUGAUGAUGAUAAUGAUGAUGAUGAUGAAGAUGAUGAUGGUAAUAAUGAUGAAGAAGCUGAUAAUUAUGCAGAAGAAGUGAUAGUAAUAAUAAUUAUGAUUACUAUUACUACUACUGCCACUACUACUACUACUACUACUGCUACUACU